This is a messenger RNA of Anopheles marshallii, 3492 nucleotides long. RefSeq names its product phosphatidate phosphatase LPIN3 (gene Lpin). The transcript has 4 exons. The record is from RefSeq and is a predicted model, not a curated record. Gene Ontology annotation, cellular component: nucleus. NCBI's taxonomy places the organism in Eukaryota, Metazoa, Arthropoda, Insecta, Diptera, Culicidae. Gene Ontology annotation, molecular function: transcription coactivator activity; phosphatidate phosphatase activity. The coding region runs from base 1 to 3492 and encodes 1163 amino acids. Gene Ontology annotation, biological process: fatty acid catabolic process; triglyceride biosynthetic process; positive regulation of transcription by RNA polymerase II.
AUGAAUAGCAUAGUAAACCUCUUCAGUAAUUUUAAGGAGUUCUACAGUGAAAUCAAUGGAGCCACACUGACCGGUGCCAUCGAUGUGGUAGUGGUAGAGCAACCGGACGGUUCCUUCUUGAGCUCACCGUUCCACGUGCGCUUCGGGAAACUCGGUGUGCUACGCAGCCGUGAGAAGGUGGUCGACAUCGAGGUAAAUGGGGAGCCGGUUGAUUUGCAGAUGAAGCUCGGAGAGUCGGGUGAGGCAUUCUUCGUGGAAGAAUGCGCGGAAGACGACAGUGAAGUUCCGGCCCACAUGGCCACUUCCCCCAUUCCGAGCCACUCGUAUUUGAGCAACUAUGAGGAAAGCGUGCAGCGGAACGAUGGAUCCGGUGGGCCCAUUUUCAAAGCAUUGGAAGCCAAUGAAACAACGGGAGCCGCUGGUGAAGGAGUGGCUGCAGGGCCAACGAUUGAGAUAGGCGAGGGGGCGGUCAUGAUGAUGGUGGCGAGUCAGGCUGCGACGCGCGAGAAUGACGGCGUUGUGGAGAAUGAAUUAUUGCCACGAUUACGUCGCAACUCGGUUGAUCUUUCGAACGAAAAUCCCGAACUGGAACGAUCAAAGUUUGAAAACCAAAGAUCCGAAUACAGCCACCGGCGUCACACGGACAAUCUUACCAACAGGCCGGACCUGUCGCUGACAAAGAAGGAGUACACGACGCAGAAGCUGCGACAAGAACUGAACGCUGCGGCCGAGGCUGCCGAACAGGAACAGAUCUUCCACAUGGAAGGUUUGGACGAUGGUUCACUUGAAGCUGUGACCAGUGAACAGGUGACAAAUGCGGGCGACUGGAAAAACAGCACACCUCUUCCCGCAGCAUCAGGCGCGGCUGAUCAGUCGGUAGAGGAUAAACAUUUCAAACCAAUCGAUGCUCAACCUACCACUGAGGCUGGACCGGCUGGUCAGGCGACUGAAGUUGUCCCAGUCGUGGUGGCAACUACGCAACCAGCUGCAUGUGGAGAUGGCGCAACAGACUCUAAGUCGAAAAAGAAGCGAAGGAAGAAGUCACUGAUGAAGAAGAAAAAUACACAACGAAAAAAUUCAGCCAGCAGUAGCUCGGGCGCUGGUUCGAACCAUUCCGAUCCGAACGAAGGAACGGAAACAGACAGUCUGACGGCGUCCCAGGUCACGGUUUCGUCGGCCAGUGGUAGCUCCCUACCGAAAGAGGAGGCUACCGAGGGUGUCGAUCAGGAGGUCCCGGAUAUUAGUGGUCCCACCAAAAAGGAGGGAAAGGAUAGCCCAAUACUGGAUGGCCCAGCCAUGACGUCUAGUCAUCAUGCGGAUCUAGACAUCCAUUUCUUCAGCGAUACGGAUAUUGGAACUGGAGUAAGCCCGCAGCAGUCGCGUCCUUCCACUCCUAUUCAAAGCGAUACCGAGUUUGAGAUGUCACAGCGCGAAAAACCUGUAACGGAGGAAGAACGCUUGAUGUACGGUAACUCGUGGAACUGGGGAGAGCUGCCGACGCAGGUUGAACCGAAAGGAGGUGAUGCGGAAGCCGGCAAGCAGGCGCAGCACAACUCGAUGCUGACUGGACUGAUGAGCUUGAUGAAGUACAACAACAAGAAGAAACGCCAGAGUGUUCCGGACGGGAUUUAUCUGUCGGAGUUGGAUAAGCUGAACGAACCGGAGAUCGCCCAACUGUAUUUCCCAUCGUUCCCGAAGCUGAAACAGCACCAGCAACAGGAUCAGCGUGGCAGUGGCGGAAGUGGCGAUGAUGAAGAUCGCGAGAGCGGUAAUGGUACAUCCAUUCCGCAAAGUCCUACCUCGAUGGAAGAUGGGCCCGGCGGAAAAGAUUCCGACUUUGAUGAACGCGACCAUGUCGCAUCGGGUGACACGAAGAGUAUGGUCGAUCAAUCGAUCGAUUCCUUUGCUCUGUCUCUCUGUGGAGGUUUAACUGGCGCCGAAGGUUCGUCGGGUCCCACCGAUGAACAGUUCGAGCGCCACCGCUUACAAUACGCUAACGUGCUGGCCGAUCCUAGUGUGUUCAAGUCGUCCGAUCUAGUCGUGCGUAUCAAUGGCAAGUACUAUAGUUGGGAAGUGGCCUGUCCACAGGUCAUGACCAUUCUGGCGUUCCAGUGUGGACUGCCAAACGAGAUGCUGGCUAGUGCAAAACAGAAGGAAUCGGGAAUGGAAGAGGGGAAAAAAGAGGAACCACUGCAACAAACGCAACAGCAGCAGCCGCAGCAGCCGAUUGUUGCAGGACGUUGGUGGUACUGGCGACGUUCCGGCGAAGCAAAACCGGCCCCGGCUGGCACACCGCAGACGCCAACCACACCGACGGCAGCUACGGAAGAAUCUGGCGAUGGUCCGGAUGGUAAAACCUCUGCCGCAGUGGGCACGCAAACAUCGCGUUCGAAUUCUCCGGAAGAUGAAAACCACGAAGGAGGUAUGGACGCAACAGUACCGACAUACAAAAAUGUAUCGAAAACGGAAGAUGGAUACAAUGGUUCCCUGUCGUCGGAAGAUUCUGAGCUGGCAUUGGACAAAUCGGUAGGUGGCAUCCUUAUUGACAACAGCAGCGAGAAGACACUGUAUCUGCUCGGUUGUGGAGAAAAGUACCGCAAGACGUUGCGUUUAUCCUCGGAGCGCAUUAAGGAGUUGAACCUUCUGGAUGGUAUGAACGAGAUUGAAUUUAGUGUUACUACUGCCUAUCAGGGGACAACGCGUUGCAAGUGCUAUCUGUUCAAGUGGAAGCACAAUGAUAAGGUAGUCAUUUCCGACAUCGAUGGAACUAUAACCAAAUCGGAUGUCCUUGGUCACAUUCUGCCCAUGGUAGGCAAAUCUUGGGAUCAGAUUGGUGUGGCGCAACUUUUCUCAAAGAUUGAGGAAAAUGGGUACAAAAUGUUGUACCUAUCUGCACGUGCCAUCGGGCAGGCCAAGACAACGCGUGGCUAUCUGCAGUCGAUCCGUCAAGGGGAUGUGAAACUGCCGGAUGGUCCUUUGCUGCUCAAUCCGACCUCCCUGAUGUCCGCUUUUCACCGUGAAGUGAUUGAGAAAAAGCCUGAACAAUUCAAAAUUGCCUGCCUGAAUGACAUUCGAGAUUUGUUUCCAGAACGAAAUCCAUUCUACGCCGGAUACGGUAACAGGAUCAAUGAUGUUUGGGCGUACCGGGCCGUUGGUAUUCCGACGUCGAGAAUCUUCACCAUCAAUCCAAAGGGAGAAUUGAAGCACGAGCUAACGCAAACAUUCCAAUCGACUUACGCUAACAUGGCUUACAUCGUAGACCAGCUGUAUCCGCCGAUCAAACACAUCGAGGAGGAAGAUAACGAGUAUACCAGCUUCAACUACUGGCGUGAGCCGGUAGCUGAGAUUGAUUUCAAUGCUUUUGACAUACCCGGACUCUCCUUGCCAUCAAGCGGCUCUGCAUCGUAUCCAGCCACGUUAGCUUCUUCUGGCAAAAUUACUCCCACGGCGACACUAAUUCAGCAGGCCUUGCCAACCAUUCCCGAGAACUGA